UUAAAGCAGGUAAAAGACUCAUCCAAACUAGAUUUGAAGACUACAUUUUUUCACAGCAAGACAACUGUUUAAGCAUAUAUUCACCAUGACUGAAAAAGAUAUUGAAGUAACCUCUGCAUUUGUCUAUGAGGAAUACGCCAUUCCAUGUGAUAAAAUGGACAUCCAGAUACUUGGGCAAGUCUUUCUGCCUGUGUUGUAUGCCCUGGUGUUCACCAUUGGGCUGGUAGGAAAUUUUCUGGUGGUUCUUACCAUUCUGAAAGCCAGGCACCAAAAGAGCAUCACCGAUUUUUUUUUUCUGAAUUUGGCCAUCUCUGAUCUUCUUUUUGUGAUUUCUCUUCCUUUUUGGGCUUCUUAUAUCAUACAAGGCUGGACACUUGGGAACAUUUCAUGCCAAAUCGUUUCCUCUUUCUAUUCUGUGGGCUACUUUGGUGGCAUGUUUUUCAUCACCAUCAUAAGCAUUGACAGAUACCUGGCUAUUGUCCGGGCAACAUGUAUUAUGAAAGCCAGGACAGUUACCUAUGGAUAUCUUACUAGUGUUUCAAUAUGGAUCCUGGCAGUUUUGUUUGCAAGCCCCCACUUUAUAUUCAUCCAAAAGUCAGAGAGCAAAUGUACUUCAUUGUUUCCAGAACACCUUGAAAAAAUCUGGCCUGUUUUCAGCUACAUGGAAAUGAACAUCAUUGGAUUCCUUCUCCCAAUGUGCAUCAUGAGCUUCUGCUAUCUGCAGAUCAUCAGAACACUACUGUCUUGCAAAAAUCAUUGCAAACAAAAAGCUAUGAAAGUGAUUUUACUUGUGGUAAUUGUAUUUUUUCUCUUCUGGACUCCAUAUCACAUUUCACUUUUUCUGAAGGUAUUACAGUACUUUGACUUCUUUGAUGAUUGCAGUUCCUUAAGGCUUCUGGAUUAUACCAUGCAGGUGACUGAGCCACUAGCUUUCAGCCACUGUUGUCUUAAUCCAAUCAUUUAUGUUUUUGCUGGUGAAAAAUUCAGAAAGCAUCUUUCCCUCUUGGUUCUCAGAUGCAUUUCAUUCACUUGUGCCUGUGGACCUUGUAGCCAGUAUCGCAAUGCAGUGUCCACUCCUAUUUCAGAGGUUGCUGGGACAAGCAAUCAGACCCAGAACACCAGUGACCAAGUUGCAUCUCUCCUUUGACUGUUAACAGUUACAUGGUACUGAAUAUUUGGCAUACUGAAUGUUAAGCUAUUUUAUCCAACCUAAUUAAAUAACCAAUACA
Messenger RNA from Python bivittatus (Burmese python), 1229 nucleotides. Its product is annotated as CX3C chemokine receptor 1. The record is from RefSeq and is a predicted model, not a curated record. NCBI's taxonomy places the organism in Eukaryota, Metazoa, Chordata, Lepidosauria, Squamata, Pythonidae. Gene Ontology annotation, biological process: cell chemotaxis; calcium-mediated signaling; G protein-coupled receptor signaling pathway. Gene Ontology annotation, molecular function: C-C chemokine receptor activity; C-C chemokine binding. Gene Ontology annotation, cellular component: external side of plasma membrane; membrane.